AUGAAUGAGACGAGCGGGAUAAGGGUGUGGGAUAUUGGUGGCACUGAAAAAUCAUUCAUCAUUGUGAAUGGCUGUGGCUCUGUGGAAGUAACUGCUAAUGCAACACGGCUCCAGGAUUUCCGACAUUGUACAAUUAUUGAAGGGCAUCUUCGUAUCCAACUGACUGGAGACAACAACGAGACUUGGGAUGAUCUAAGUCUUCCAGAACUAACACAGGUGACAGAUUACGUGCUGAUUUAUCGCGUGUCCCAUCUGUCUACCCUUGACACGAUUUUGCCUCGCCUGGCCGUUAUCAGGGGAAAUGUCCUCUUCCAUGAGCAUGCUCUCGUUGUCUUCGGAAAUAUCCACUUACGGGAGCUCGGACUGAGUAAUUUGACAGCAAUUCUUAAGGGUUCCGUUAGAAUCGAAAAGAACUGGAGUCUGUGUCCUGGAACCUCUGAUCGCUGGAAGGGCGUGACCUCUGAUCAAGUCACUAACAUUGUCCAGGAUAACUACGAGAUGUGUAUAUACGACCCAUGCGAAGGAACAGGAAACUGCACACUCUAUACUUCAGCAAUAUACACCAACUGCCUAAAUGUCGGUGGUUGUCGUGAAGGUGAGCAGUGCCAUCCAGAGUGUGUGGGAGGUUGUCGCCUUCCCGGCAACGCGACUGCCUGCGUCGCCUGCAAGCACUACCAGCAUGGAUCCGCUUGCGUCCGAACCUGCCCUGCUCAGUCGCCCCGGAACGUGCAUGAUCUACGCUACAAAUGUGUAACGGCCAGCACCUGUGAAGCGAUGUCUGGAAUCGUCCGAAUGAUGGAGUUGCCAGAAUCAGACAUUUCAGCGCCUGUCUGUAUACACUGCGACGGUAUGCUGCCUUUGAUACGCAGAAAAUGCUACUCCCAAGUUCAUUUGAAAAACUUGAUUUUUAGCCCUGCAAUGACACAGAGAGUCUGUUUUCGAGGCCCAGCGCACUCAAAGUACUGGAUCAGUGGUUUAAAACUUUCUUAGGCUCACAACUCAUAAAUCUUCAUAACAUCUGCAAUAUCAGUUUAAGAAAAGGGUAAUUCAGGUACUUGAAAUUGGUCAUGGCUUCAUGUUAUAUUCUUCUCUUAACAGGAACAUAGUCAUUAUGUAAAUACAUGAAUAUGAGCAAUCUUGCAAGCGAGCGAGCGAGAGAGCGAGAGAGAGAGAGAGAGAGAGAG
Molecule: messenger RNA, 1184 nt
Organism: Penaeus vannamei (Pacific white shrimp)
Lineage: Eukaryota; Metazoa; Arthropoda; Malacostraca; Decapoda; Penaeidae
Source: RefSeq, a predicted model, not a curated record